Molecule: messenger RNA, 987 nt
Organism: Oryzias melastigma (Indian medaka)
Lineage: Eukaryota; Metazoa; Chordata; Actinopteri; Beloniformes; Adrianichthyidae
Product: gametocyte-specific factor 1
Exons: 7
Coding region: 229-768 (179 amino acids)
Source: RefSeq, a predicted model, not a curated record
UGGCCCUUAUCCUCUUCCGUAGCUUUAGCUGUGCAUUAUUACCAUUAAAAAAAAAAUUUAAAAAAAAAGAAUUAGUUUAAUUUUACAUUAGGCGAGAUUGUUUCAAGUAGUGCAUGCUGGUUAUUUUUUUUAUCACGUGACCGUCCGUCAUCCAAAGGCCGACGCCCCAUUUACAGUAAAACGGCUGAAGUGAUUAAAUUAGUGUUUCAACUGGAAAUACGUUCAGAAAUGGAAACCACCAGUACCUUUGGAUCUGCAUGCGGUCUAUGCGGGACAGUUGAUGAAGAGAGAGCUCAACUGUCUGUGAUAAAUGAUGAAAAGGGAAACUGUGACCCAGAAAAACUCCUGCUGUGUCCUUUUGAUAAAAAUCACCUAAUCCGGGCCUGUCGCUUCCCUUACCACCUGAUAAAGUGCAGGAAGAAUCACCCAAAGCUGGCCGGAGAGCUGAAAACCUGCCCUUUUAAUGCUCGCCACCUGGUUCCUCAGCACGAGCUGGCUCACCACACGGAGACCUGUGUGGACAGGGUCAUCGUGGACCCGAAAGCAGAAAGCACAGAUUACUGUACAGCAUGGGAGGUUCCAGUCACUGCUUGGGUGAAUCCAGACAUGACCGAGGACUGGGACAAAGAAAUAGAGAACAAUGUUACUUCAUUUGUGUGGAGUGCUGAUCUGGUGCUGCGCCAAACGAAAGAAGCAACGCCUUCAAAGCAUCAUGAUCUGAGUUUCCGACCCCCCAAUACUCUCCCUUGGGGUUCUUUCAAUUAUUAAUACUUGCAUGUUCCAGCUUAUGUGUUCACUAGCAUCCAGUUGAUGCAUACACCUGCGUUUUUCUGCUUACGUUUUAAGUUGCAUUUAUUGUGUUUACAUGUAUAUAUUCUCGCAUUUGCAGAGCAUUACCACCUGUAAGCCUCCUUUACUCUGCUUUUGACGUUCUUGAAUCCUUUCUGGGUUGGUUGUUCAGUUGUUAUAAAGAUCUGAAACUCCUCA